CUUAUUGAUGCUGUUGGGCCAUUGGUAAAGUGCGUAUAUGAAGCCUUGAAGGAAUACAACAGCCCUGCAGAUGCAGUAGUGGCAUAUAGUAACGUCAUCCUCGAGCUUGUCAACGCGGUCGACAACGAGCACACACAAGCACUGUCAAUGGAUUUUGUCAACACCGUUAACAUGGUGGAGACAGGAACUAUACAGCUGACCUACUGUUCCGGAGGAAAUAUCAGUGUUUCUUUGCCAGGUGCCCUUAUAGGACAGUGUAACUCUGACCUUGGUACCAGCUGUAAAAAAUCGAAGACAAGCCUUGUUGCGCCGCUUGUGUCACUCAUAGAGUGUCUUGUUGGAAACGCACUUCCCAAUGCUCCGCAAGACAAGAUCAUCGCCCUCGUCUGCGACCUCAUCAACAGUACUGACAUUGCUUCCUUCAGCCGCUUACCAUUAUGGCUGGGCGUCUACGACAUGAAGAGAAUGUGGUGUAUGUAAUUCGUUCUUCACCGUGCAUCGAAACAACCGCACACCAAGCCUUGUUUAGACGACAAGUUGCCUUUGCUAAAUUUUUCUUUGUUAAACCAAAAAUUACUUUUCUGUUGAGCAAUAAACUUUUGUAAGAGAA
Dermacentor andersoni is the source of this 610-nucleotide messenger RNA. RefSeq lists its product as uncharacterized. The record is from RefSeq and is a predicted model, not a curated record. Lineage: Eukaryota; Metazoa; Arthropoda; Arachnida; Ixodida; Ixodidae.